UUCAAAAAGAAAAACCCAAUAUUGUCUUAAUAGAAACUGCUUAUUAUGAAACAAUAAGCGGAAACAAAGACAUAAUGGAUUUGGAAAAAUUAGCGGGAGCCUUGGAAUGUUUAAAAUUCCAUACUAAAAGCCAAAUAAUUAUGAGACAAAACAAACUUACUAAGGAUUUUGGGGCAAAAUUAAAAAACGAGGAAGAAACCAUUCCUAAUUUGUUCCAUUUUAGCGGAAAAUGA
Messenger RNA from Racocetra persica, 233 nucleotides. Lineage: Eukaryota; Fungi; Glomeromycota; Glomeromycetes; Diversisporales; Gigasporaceae. The record is from the annotation of a GenBank genome assembly.